Ictalurus furcatus (blue catfish) is the source of this 1816-nucleotide messenger RNA. Its product is annotated as stress-associated endoplasmic reticulum protein 1. The record is from RefSeq and is a predicted model, not a curated record. The transcript has 3 exons. The coding region runs from base 125 to 322 and encodes 65 amino acids. NCBI's taxonomy places the organism in Eukaryota, Metazoa, Chordata, Actinopteri, Siluriformes, Ictaluridae. Gene Ontology annotation, cellular component: endoplasmic reticulum. Gene Ontology annotation, biological process: endoplasmic reticulum unfolded protein response.
GUUACGUUUGUGAGUACGUAGCCAUAAAGCGAGACAACUUUCUUUCCUCGUUACCCCGAAAUCCUGUCACAGAUUUUGGACGCGGUUUCAGAGAAGCAGUCUUUUUAAACACAGCAACGUCAAGAUGGUGGCAAAGCAGAGAAUCCGCAUGGCCAACGAGAAGCACAGCAAAAACAUCACGCAGCGAGGCAACGUCAAAUCGACGAAAAACACCACGGAUGACAAAGUCUCAGUGGGACCAUGGCUCCUGGCGCUUUUUAUCUUUGUCGUGUGUGGGUCAGCCAUAUUUCAGAUCAUCCAGAGCAUCCGAAUGGGAAUGUAACAGGAAGUACAGAUGCACCGCCCAGCGACGACUCGCCAUUCCUACGUACUACUUCCUGCUCCUUCGCAAUAAAGGAAUUUCUGCCCGCACCUUCAGUUUAAUUUGAGCGAUUUCUUCUGUCUGAGGUCGUUCGGCGUGCGAUUCCUCUUCCUGUGCCUUAUUACCAUGAGAAGAUUUCAUCAAGCAAUUAACUGCUGUCCACUACGCUUUGUUGUUUCAAUGCAGGCUAAGAUGUGACUUGUCUUAAUUUCUUACAUUCCUCUGGAGCAUGUGGUAAUUUUUAUCCCUAGAUGAAGGCACUUGAUGUAUCCUUUCUUUUAAUAUUUAACUGACCAAAUAGUGGGAAAUUUGCACGAGGUGAAGGAUAUAAAAAUAAAUAAAUAAAUAAAGCCGGGAACAGGAGCAUAUAACCCAAUCAAUCUGAGAGAUCAACCCUCUCCCUUUGACCACUCAUGUAAUUUUCUUUCAUUCCUGUAUGAUUUUGCGAUUCUAACAGUAUUUCCGUUGGCUGCCUCUGUGUGUGUUUCAGUUCUGAUUAGCGCCAGAGUUUUGGGCUACAUAUGGGCUUCGUCUCAUUUAAAGUUCUCAGGCACACACUCUUUGGGAUACCCCAUAGUGACCUAGAAAUUGUGCAGUUAAUGGAAGCUUUGAAUAGAUCAUGGGGUGAAACUGAAAUAAAAUGUCAUUGAGAGCAUAGUUUCUGUUUGUCCUCCUUAAUUUAUUUAUUUUAUUUUAUUCCCCCCCCCCCUCCACACCACCUGUAAAACAAACCAAAUGUUGAAGUCUCACGAAGUUUCUUUUGACGGUAGUUCUCGACAAGUUUCCGCAAAGUACUGAGAAAUUCUACUUGCGUUUAGAUAAUGUUUCCAAAUUGUACUCGAUUGAAAGUAGAAAAAAAUGCCAACAACAUGUACUCCAGUAAAAGUGAAAAAAAAAGUGUUACUUAGAAAAUAGAAAGUAUUAAGGUUUUUUUUUUUUAACUUUUUUAAAGUUGAAAGUUUUAAAGAGACUAGAUUUUUUUUCCUGUAAACAUCAUUCAAUCUCUGUAAAUACGAAUAUUUACCAUUAGCUAGAAUUUGACUUGCUGCCUAGCUACUGGAAUUGAUGCUAGUCUAACAUGGCAUUAGCAACGAAAACUUGGUUAAAAUUGAGGUAGGUUACUGAGGUAGGGCCAGGGAUGCCCUAAUAUAAAAUGACAAUAUAAAAUAUCACUUUAUUUAAUAUAAAAGAAUAUAUUUUCUCCAGUGAAUGUGAAAUUUGAACAGUUUGGGAUCCCCAUUGUUGGUAACGAUGUUCUGCUGUGCGUUACAUGACCUCCUGAUGUUUGGUGUGUGGAUGUGUGGUGUGUUUGUGUAUAUUUGUCUUUCUGGAUAUUGGUUGGUUUGUGUAUAUUUGGUGUAUGUGUGUGUGUAUAUUUGGUGAUGUUUGUGAAUAUUUGGUGUAUGUACAGUAUUUGUUGACGUUGGGUGUAUAAUACUAAAUAUGUAUUUCGAU